Molecule: messenger RNA, 1860 nt
Organism: Rhizophagus irregularis DAOM 181602=DAOM 197198
Lineage: Eukaryota; Fungi; Glomeromycota; Glomeromycetes; Glomerales; Glomeraceae
Source: RefSeq, a predicted model, not a curated record
AUGAAUAAUCAGGCGCGGGCAUCGCGUCACGCGUCUGGUAUUUUACCAUCAAAGCAGUUUUUUGCACCAAGAAAACCAAUAACACAUAGUGCUUCGUUACGAAGGAAAUCUUCUGUCGUUGGUAAUUCACCAAAUACACCACCUUCGCCUGGAUCAACAUUUACUUCCGCAAUAGGCUCACAACUUUUAAAUAUUCCAUCUGAAGAAGAAGUUUCUCUUUUACAUCAGCCUUCUUCACUCGCCCUUACAACCCUUUCAUCACACUCUCCUUCCAUCAUCAAUAACCCUUCACUUGACCAAUCGGUUAAUACUAUUUUUAAUUCAGAUGUCUCUAUCAUUAAUCGAAAUUCUACACCAGUUAGACCUCCAAGUGCUUUGCUUUUAAGACGUCAACAACGUCAAAGCGGUGAAGGUGGAAGUACAGAAUUAUCUCAAGCUGUUAUUGAUUCUGUUAUGGAACCUAUUAAUCCUGCACCAGUUUUAGAACCCUCAUCAUAUAGACAAUUAAUGCGUCAAGCUACAAUCAAUGCUGGUUCAGAUUUAUCAUCAAAGGAUUUUGCAGCUGCUACCGCUUAUUCUAGACAUUCUGAUGUUUCUCCUAAUACACCUACCUCUAACACUAAACUUACUAUGAUGUCAUCAAAGAAAUUUAACCCCUCUUCUCCAACAAAACAGUCUAAUUUUAAUCCUUAUGCAUUAAUCAAAAUGCCUCGUAUUAUAUCAUCUCAUUCAAUAUCUUCAACUGAUUAUAAGGGGCAAAAACGUUUAUAUCAAGUAUGGCCUGGAAGAAAUCGUUUUUUUUUAGGCGGUAGGAUAAUGACCAGUAGAGAUUUUCCUGCUUUUUUGGUUGCUUUUUCUGCUCUUGUAGUUCCAUCAGGAUUAUUUAUGGGAUUUACUUGUCCAUUUCUUUUUAAAAAUGUAUCGCCGGCGGUGGUGUUUAUAUUUGUUUAUUUAUUUUUGUUAGCUGUGACUAGCAUGCUCAGAACUUCAUGGUCUGAUCCAGGAAUUAUUCCAAGAGACUUGGAUCCAUCUCCCCCAACAGAAUAUAUAGAGGAUCAAAAUGCACAAAAUAAUACAAACUUUGCUUAUGAACAAGCUCGUAGUAUUCCACUUCCAAAAGAAGUUAAAAUCAAUGGGCAACCAGUUAGAUUAAAAUAUUGUGAAACAUGUAAAAUAUAUAGACCACCUAGAUGUAGUCAUUGUAGACAAUGUGACAAUUGCGUAGAAAAUGAAGAUCAUCAUUGUAUUUGGCUAAAUAAUUUUGUGUUAUCUUUUUUCCUUAUGUGGUCUGUGGGUGGAUUAACAGGAUAUCAUAUGUAUUUAAUAAGUAAUAAUUUGACUACGCAUGAACAAAUACGUGUUCCUAUGGCAAGAAGGAAUGGUAACAGAAAUCCAUUUGAUUUUAGAAAUAUAUAUAAGAAUUGUCUUUGGGUUCUUUGUAGACCUAUGUCACGAAGUUUUGUUAGUAGACGUGCCUAUGUUGAUAAUGAAAAUUUGCGAGAUGAGAUUGGUGGUGUUGGCGCUUCAUCAGCACUUCCAGGCAACACUUUCAAUGAGGGUGUUAGAAGUACGGUUAUAGCAGGUGAAGUUAAUACGAGUGAAAUAGACAAUAAUACACUUGGUGAAGGUGAUAUAAGAGUAGACAUAAAACAAGAAGUUAUUACCUAUAAUAAUGGCGAUGAUUUAAAUGAGCUGCAACCACAACAAAAUGAAAAUAAUAAAAUUAAAGUGAAUGCAGAGCAAGUAUCAUCGUUUUUCAAACCACCUGUUCAAUCCAUUGAAGUUGAUGAAAAUAAUUCUGUACCAAUUGAAAAAGAACAAACUAAAGAAUUACAAACAGGAUCGAUAAUUUCAACUUAA